Colletotrichum orchidophilum is the source of this 822-nucleotide messenger RNA. RefSeq lists its product as uncharacterized. The transcript has a single exon. The coding region runs from base 1 to 822 and encodes 273 amino acids. Lineage: Eukaryota; Fungi; Ascomycota; Sordariomycetes; Glomerellales; Glomerellaceae. The record is from RefSeq and is a predicted model, not a curated record.
AUGUGGGACGCCUCUUCAGGUGAAAGUCGCGGUGGAGCGGGGGCGGGGCCAACCGAUAUAACGGGCCUGCAAUUAGAGGCCAGGGUGGGUCCGGGGACCGACGCCCUAUCAAGGUCCCGGUCAGGUACCAACGAUGCCAUCGGUGCUGCCGCUGUAAACGGCUACGGCCAAGGUGGCAGUGGUGCAGGUGCUGGUGCUGGUGGUGCAAUUGGCCGUCGGACGAGCAGCCUGAAAACGACGGGCAGCCCUCAAAAGAAGUUGACGCCGCCGCCGCAGCUGCGCGAGAGGAAUCUACUCAAAUCCGGGCCUGUCUCUGUCGACCCGCGCGAAGGACACAUUGGAGCUCAUCCCUACCACCGCCAAUCACCCGCAACCCAGCCGCAGCCACAACACCAACUCCUACACCAAGACACAACGUCCUCGACGACGACGACAACAACACAGCAAAUCACGGUGCAUUUGAGAGGAGGAGGAAGCGCCGGUCCACACCAGCAGUACCAACCCGUGCAGCCAUAUCAGUACCAGGUCCCCGGACGUGGAGGACCACCGCCGCCAGCUUCAACAUCUGGAGCAUCUCGAAGUCGAGACACCAUUGCCAACUAUAACAGGCUCCGCCGCGAGACCCAGCACAACUCGACGAGCACCUUGCACCACCGGAACUACUGGCCCGACAACUUUCGCAACCCCCGCGGCGGACUCGGUAUCGAGCAUAACGUCAACAGCCCUGAUCCAACAGCGACGACCCCAAGGAACGAGAACCAGUUCGGACGCGGUGGCAUCCAGAAAUUCGCCCUCGAAGAGAGUGGUGCUGCUGAAGAGUGA